AUGCCUGCUCUCAAAAUAAUGCUUUCAGAUUAUUUUAGCAUCUCAAAUGGUCGAUAUCACCCGGAGCUUCUUCGCAGGUAUCCUAUUCUCAAGGAUUUGGAAGCGAAUAAGAUUGAUGUCAUAGAGUUUCAAAGCAUACCCAAGUUGGUGAGGGGAAAUAUUUGUGAUAAUUAUGGGUUCGAGUUUCCUCUGAAGGCAGUGUGUAAUUUUGCUCUUGAAUGCAUUUCUUCACAACUUAAGAAGUGCACUAUUCUUAAUUAUGAAGGGAAGGAGUGUGAGCUGCGAUUUGCGAAAUAUAUAAUACAGAAUUCAAGAGCUUUACAUACUAUGUCAAUCUCCAAUUUAACAAUCAGUUAUACAAAUUCCUCAAAUUGCGCAAGACAAGCUUGAAAUGCUACAAAAAAU
Molecule: messenger RNA, 405 nt
Organism: Glycine soja
Lineage: Eukaryota; Viridiplantae; Streptophyta; Magnoliopsida; Fabales; Fabaceae
Exons: 2
Coding region: 1-390 (129 amino acids)
Source: RefSeq, a predicted model, not a curated record